Messenger RNA from Cryptomeria japonica (Japanese cedar), 2014 nucleotides. RefSeq names its product probable L-gulonolactone oxidase 4. Gene Ontology annotation, cellular component: membrane. Lineage: Eukaryota; Viridiplantae; Streptophyta; Pinopsida; Cupressales; Cupressaceae. The transcript is spliced from 3 exons. The coding region runs from base 148 to 1938 and encodes 596 amino acids. The record is from RefSeq and is a predicted model, not a curated record. Gene Ontology annotation, molecular function: D-arabinono-1,4-lactone oxidase activity; FAD binding.
CCACUAUUUCCCGUUUUCAGACUCCACUUGAUCACACCGCCCGAUCAUCAUCGCCCCACUACUUCAAUCAACACUAAACUUGAACACACCACUUCAAUAUAAAAAUUCGUUGUAUCUCAACAAACCACAAGUUUAGCAUUGUUUUCUAUGCGCAACUUCUCACUCACAUCCAAUUUCGUUGAAAUAUCGAAAGAAAGGAAGCACAUAAUUAGUGGAGCGAUGAAUUUCCUCCUCCUCUUCCUCCUCCUGUUAAUCAACAGCAAUGGCGUAAGCUGCAGCCCGCCUGUUCUCCCAGUCAAAUGCGACACCAGCGGUUGCGCAGUGAGCAACGCCUACGGAAUAUUCCCCGACCGAUCGACGUGCAGAGCCGCAGCGGCCGUUUUUCCUUCGUCGGAAGAAGAGCUGGUGGCGGCGGUGGCGGCGGGCAGCCGCAACAAGCAGAAAAUGCGGGUGGUCACGCGGUGGUCGCACUCCAUUCCCAAAUUGGUGUGCCCGGGCGGAGAAGAGGGGCUAAUCAUAAGCACCCAGGAGCUGAAGCGCGUGGUUAGCGUAGACGAGGAGUCCAUGAGAAUGAGUGUGGAAAGCGGAGCUGCGUUGAGGGAUAUCAUAAGCGCGGCUGCGGAUUAUAACCUGGCGCUGCCACAAACGCCUUAUUGGACGGGGCUCACAAUAGGGGGGAUCCUCUGUACGGGGGCUCAUGGCAGCUCACUCUUUGGGAAGGGAAGUGCUGUUCACGAGUAUGUUGUGGGGAUGAGAUUGGUGGCUCCCCUGAGUGGAGGGAAUGCAAGUGUUGUGACUCUCAAUUCCUCCCAUGCCGAUCUCGAUGCUGCCAAGGUUUCUCUUGGCCUUCUCGGAGUCAUUUCUCAGGUAACACUACAGUUGCAGCCAAUGUUCAAGAGGUCUAUCACAAACGUUAAAAAGGAUGAGACAGAUUUAGAACAGAGCAUAGUGGAAUUUGCAAGAACACACGAAUUUGGAGACGUGACAUGGUAUCCCGGACAGCGUAAGGUUGUUUACAGAAUAGAUGGGAGAGUUCCUGUAAACCAAUCUGGAGAUGGAGUCAACGACUUUAUUGGCUUUCGCCAAACCUUAACUGCAGGCUUGGCCAUCACCCGUUCAGCAGAGGAGUUACAGGAAUCUACAAAGGAUGCCAAAGGAAAAUGCAUGACGGCCAGGAUUCAGGUAGGGGCUCUGCAGAGUAUUGGUUCAGGCUUCAAGAACAACGAUUUAGGGUUUUACACAUAUCCCAUUGUAGGCUACCAUAACAAGCUGCAGGCAGCCGGGUCAUGUCUCAACUCCACACAAGAUUUGCUGCUCACGGCUUGUCCAUGGGAUCCUCGCAUUAAGGGAGAAUUCUUCCACCAGACUACCAUGAAAAUCAGCAUGACCAAGAUUUCAGACUUCAUUACAGACAUUAAAAAGCUGAGAGAUCUGAAUCCCUCUGGUUUGUGUGGGGUGGAGCUCUACAAUGGAAUUCUCAUGCGUUUUGUGAAGGCCUCCAGUGCUUAUUUGGGAGCAAAUGAGGAUUCUGUGGACCUAGAUUUCACAUAUUACCGAUCUAAGGACCCCCUGGUUCCUAGACUUGACGAGGAUAUGCUUGAAGAGAUUGAGCAGAUGGGUCUGUUUAAAUAUGGAGGCACUCCCCACUGGGGUAAGAACCGCAACAUUGCAUUUCAGGGAGUAUUGAACAAGUAUAAAAAAGGUGGGGACUUUUUGAAAGCUAUGAAAAAGUAUGAUCCUGAGGGAUUGUUUUCAAAUGAGUGGACUGAUGGAGUGCUGGGAAUAGGAAAGGAAGGGGUAGUUAUAGACAAGGAUGGUUGUGCUUUAGAAGGUCUGUGUUUAUGUGCAGAGGACAGGCACUGUGCUCCUCACAAAGGUUACUUUUGUUGGGCAGGAAGAGUGUACACCGAUGCUAGAGUUUGUAGAUAUGAAGGAUAGAGUAGCACCUUAUUGUAUGCAUUUAUUAGAUCGGCAAUGUUAAUUUUGUUAGUUUUGUGUAUAGAGGAAAAAUAUA